GAUUCUUACACUGUUCUUGGAAUCUAGUUUGAAUUGUCCUUGGAAACCAUUCUUGUCUUGACCCUGCCCUUGUUCAAAUUCUGUAUACUGCUCUUGUGCAAACCUUGCAUAUUCUACUUGUUCUUAUUUCAGUAUACCUGUUGAUCUUUUUGAUCUUCUUGAUCUUCUUGAUUCUUGGUUUUUGUUCAUAUGGACACCUCUUUAGGAGGGGUGACGAUUAUCAGGAGAUACCUAUAUGAGGAUGACCUGAUUGAAAAUCUGUUUAGCCUCGCCUCCAUGAGCUACGAGGAGACAUGAAUCUUCUAGGCAUCUUGAUUCCAGCCAUUGCUUUGUUCUGUUAAUUAAUUCUAGUACUUGAGGUGCUAGAUCUUGACAUCCUAGUUAUAUCUGCUCUUGAAUUCGUGUUCUAGUUGUCAUUAUUGAAAUCUUUUUGUGGGUCUAAUUCUUAAAUUCUAUUGCUUGUUUCAUGAUUAGCUCGUCUCUCAAUUUUGAUUGCUUGGUUAAAGUUGAUCUUGAUUCUUGGUAAAUGCCAUUUUGUUGUUAAAUUUUUGAGGCAUUCUACCUUGCACCCUUGUGUUCCGAUAUUCUUCCAAGCAUUCAUAUUUUCUAUUGAUUUUAUUUUGUUGCAAUUCUUGAGAGUCUUCCAUGUCUUUUGAUGGUCCUAGCUUUUAACUCUUGUUAAUUGCUAAAAUCUGUCUUUUCAGUUGCUUUGUUAAACAUGACCUUGUUUAUUGGUUAACUUUGUUUUGUGGCAGAAUUUAUAAGGCAUCCAUGCACUUGUUCAUUAUUCAUGAUCUAUAUAUCCAUUGGAUGCUUAUCCGUCUUUGAUAGAGUUCAAAAUUUUGUUGUGCUCGUCAUUAAAUCCAUGCCAUUCGUUGCCAACUCGUCUUGUGUUGGGUUCAAAGCGUAACCCCACAAUUGUUCUUCUGUGGCUUUGGCAGGAUUUAUUUUUAUUCCUUGUGCUUCCCAUGUCACCCCAGCCUCUAGUAGCUCGUUUCAUGAUAAGUCCUGUUAAGUAAUUAGUGUUCUGCUUUUAAGAUUAGUCGUGAUUUGAUAUCAGAGUGGCGCAGCGGGAGCGUAAUAGGCCGUGUUCUGUUCCUAGAAAGUGAUGAGGCAAUUGUUUUGCCUUGGAUUGGGUGAAGCCAUUCACCAGUCUAGAUGGUCCUCAAUUUGAGUUUUGGGGACAAAACUCCUUUUUAGGAGGGGUGGAUGUAAUACCCCAAAUUUUCGGGAAUUUUAGCAUUAAAUUAAGGAUUAAAUU
Molecule: messenger RNA, 1261 nt
Organism: Rubroshorea leprosula
Lineage: Eukaryota; Viridiplantae; Streptophyta; Magnoliopsida; Malvales; Dipterocarpaceae
Source: the annotation of a GenBank genome assembly